UGAUACUUAAGGUCUUAGUUCUAAUCGUUAACAGCCUCCUUGAUCAACUUAGCACUGCCCCACUUUAUACUCAUCCAAGUAAAUUGACAUUUUUCAAAUGUCAAACCCUAAGAAUUAUACCGUCGGCUGGAUCUGUGCUAUACAGACCGAGUACACCGCAGCACGGCAGUUCCUUGACGAAAAUCAUGAGCAUCCGGAACAUGUAUCCCCCAAUGACAACAAUGAAUACACCCUAGGCCGUAUAGGCAGCCAUAACGUCGUGGUUGCUGUUCUUCCAGAUGGCGAGUACGGCACGAGCUCGGCAGCAAGUGUUGCGAGGGAUAUGCUUCACACGUUCCCGAACAUCAGAAUUGGUCUGAUGGUUGGCAUUGGUGGGGGUGCUCCAACUGCAAAAAGGGAUAUCCGCCUUGGCGACAUCGUGGUUAGCUCCCCCAGCAACGGUAAAGGGGGUGUAUAUCAAUACGACUACGGGAAGACUAUUCGAUCUCAGGAAUUUCAACCGACCGGAAUGCUUAACCAACCACCAUCCCUACUGCGUGGCGCAGUGAACGGCCUCAAAGCUCACUAUGAAGAAAACGGAAAUGGGCUUUCAGAAGCUGUGGAAGCCGCACUCAAGAAGAAGCCAAGGCUUAGGAAGAAAUACCAACGGCCUAACCUACAAGAUGAUCGACUCUACAAAACCGAGUUUGUCCACGCUUCAGGAAGCGAAGAGAGUUGCGCAGACGUAUGCGGUAACGACGAUUCCAGCCUGGUACGGCGACACGAGCGAACAGAAGAUGAAGACAAUACAGCUAUACACUAUGGCUUGAUUGCCUCUGCCAACAGUUUGAUGAAAGAUGCGGUCACACGUGACAAGCUUGCGGGAAAACAAGGAGUGCUAUGUUUCGAGAUGGAAGCUGCUGGUCUAAUGAACCACUUCCCAUGUCUGGUCAUCCGUGGUAUCUGCGAUUACUCCGAUUCACACAAGAACAAGGUGUGGCAGGGCUAUGCGGCUAUGACAGCGGCGGCGUAUGCCAAAGAUAUCCUUCGGCGAAUUCGACCAAACCGGAUUGAAGCUGAGCAAAAGAUUAGUGAAAUCCUCAGUAACUUUGGACAAACCCUUGAAAAAGUGCAAGCCACCGCCAAAUCAACAGAUACCGCUGUCAAAGAUAUGGGUCUAGAACGCAGAAGAGACCAACUCUACGACUGGCUAUGUCCUCCCGAUCCUUCCACAAACUACAACAAAGCAUUGGAACAACGCUACGAAGGCUCAGGCAAGUGGUUUGUUCAAGGCGAAGCAUACAGAGAAUGGAAGACACAACCAAAUUCCUUUCUUUGGCUCUAUGGUAUCCCAGGGUGUGGCAAGACAAUUUUGAGCUCUACUAUCAUCGAAGACCUUUCAAAAGCUCUCACUGAGUCUCAGCCAAUGUUGUACUUCUAUUACUCCUUCACCGACACCAGGAAGCAGUCCACAGAGAAUACAGUCCGGUCGCUUAUCUGUCAACUGUACCAGAAGAGGAAGGACGUGCAAAGGGUCGUUGACCUACUUUUUUCUUCUCAUGAGAACGGACGCAAGCAGCCAGGCUUAGAGUCACUCUAUUCAACCUUCCAGAACAUGAUUCAGCAAGCCAAUGAAGUUUGGAUCAUUCUCGACGCACUCGACGAAUGCCAGACAAGAGAAGACACUCAGGCCGAAGGGUUACUUUCAUGGUUGAGAUCUCUUGUAGCAUCAAAGGUAGCAAACGUCCACCUUCUGGUUACAAGCCGUCCAGAGCAAGAUAUCGAAUCGGCUCUAGAGACAUGGACUCAACCUGAAAACCGUGUUCCCAUACAGAGCGAUCUGAUUAUGGACGAUAUACGUGCAUAUAUCCACGCACGGGUGAGGACGUAUGAGGGCUUAAGCAGGUGGCAAUCAUCUCCUGACGUCCAGAAUGAGGUUGAGACUGCUCUCAUAGAGAAUGCGGACGGAAUGUUUCGAUGGGUUACAUGUCAACUCGAGAGCCUUGAGAAAUGUCUCGAAUAUCCUACUCUACAAAGAGCACUGGGAUCUUUACCGAAGACAUUGGACGAGACCUAUGCUCGAAUUCUAUCUAGCAUCCCCUCCGAGUAUGAGCACCACACUCGCCGGAUCUUGCAGUUCCUAACUUUCUCCGAACGGCCUCUACGGAUUGAGGAAGCUGUUGAUGCCAUUGCAGUAAAUAUUGAAGGUGGCAAAGGUUUCGACCCGAAAAACCGAAUGCCAAGACCAAGGGAGAUCUCGCGAUACUGCUCUACUUUAGUCGUGGUCGUGGCCAGGCAGAGCCCUGAGGAUGGAGAUGCUAUAACUGAGCUGCAGCUCGCGCACUUCUCAGUAAAAGAAUAUUUGACCUCAAAGAGGUUAGACCAAAGUGUGGCCAAAGAUCUCGAGGAGACUACCGCAAGAGCCUCUAUCGCAAAGCAAGAUAUUGGAUGGAGCAUGCUGCGGUUACCGAAAGAUAUUGCCUAG
This is a messenger RNA of Aplosporella prunicola CBS 121167, 2464 nucleotides long. RefSeq lists its product as uncharacterized. Bases 98 to 2464 code for a protein of 788 amino acids. Gene Ontology annotation, biological process: nucleoside metabolic process. Gene Ontology annotation, molecular function: catalytic activity. The record is from RefSeq and is a predicted model, not a curated record. Lineage: Eukaryota; Fungi; Ascomycota; Dothideomycetes; Botryosphaeriales; Aplosporellaceae. The transcript has 5 exons.